This is a messenger RNA of Colletotrichum chrysophilum, 861 nucleotides long. RefSeq lists its product as uncharacterized. The record is from RefSeq and is a predicted model, not a curated record. Gene Ontology annotation, biological process: double-strand break repair via homologous recombination; DNA replication; nucleotide-excision repair. Bases 1 to 861 code for a protein of 286 amino acids. NCBI's taxonomy places the organism in Eukaryota, Fungi, Ascomycota, Sordariomycetes, Glomerellales, Glomerellaceae. Gene Ontology annotation, molecular function: DNA binding. The transcript is spliced from 3 exons. Gene Ontology annotation, cellular component: nucleus; DNA replication factor A complex; site of double-strand break.
AUGGCUGCGUACGGCGGAUACCAAAAAACAUCAUACGGCGCCCAGGGAGGCGACGACGCCGGCGGCUUCGUCUACGGCGGCUCGCAGCAGAACAGCCAGGGCGGCGGCGGCGGCAAGGCGUACAGCGAAGAAUCCCUCCGCCCCGUCACGAUCAAGCAGAUCAUCGACGCAGAGGAAGCCUACCCCGGCGCCGACUUCAAAAUCGACGGAGCAACCGUCACACAAGUAACCUUCGUCGCCCAGAUCCGCCAAAUCUCCCCGCAACCAACAAACAUCACCCUCAAGCUCGACGACGGCACGGGUCUCAUCGAGGCCAAGAAGUGGGUCGACACGGACAAGAAGGACGACGACGCCGCCGGCCUCGACCUCGAGGGCCACGUCCGCGUCUGGGGCCGCAUCAAGUCCUUCAACGGCAAGCGCCACGUCGGCGCCCACUUCAUCCGCCCCGUCACCGACUUCAACGAGGUCAACUACCACCUCCUCGAGUCCACCUACGUCCACCUCUACUUCACCAAGGGUCCCCUCGGUGCUAACGGCGCCGCUAACGGCGCUGGCGGCGGCGACGGCAUGUUCGUCGACGGCAACGACAACUACGGGAACGAUGGCGGUGCCGGCGGUGCUGGUGCCGGUGGCGGGUCUGCGCACGCGGGCAAGCUGAGGGUUUGCUCCGUCGCCGCGCAAAAGAUGUUCAACUUCAUCAACAACGCGCCCGGCGGCAACGAGGGCGUGCAUAUCAACCAGAUUUCGACGGGUGCGGGCCUGAGCAUACGCGACGUCAUGGGUGCCGCGGACGAGCUGCUGGGCCAGGGUCUGAUUUACACCACCAUCGACGACGAGACGUGGGCUAUCCUCGAUUACUGA